GAAAAGCUCGAAAUCAUACCUACCUCCCUUUGUCAACCGACACGCACACAUAUAAGCUGCUGGACAUGCAUGCAUGAGCGUGGAGCGCAGCUGUUAAAAAUAAACGUGAAUACACCGACUAACAUUGCAGGGUUGCUUAAGUUGAGCUGUGGUAUCAACACGUGCGCCCUCCUGGGUUUGUGUGGAAUGUAUUUCAGUAAAUUUUAAUGCACUCUUUGGAAAACGGCAAACCUAGCGAAAGAAAUCGGAGGGAAUGAGGGGUAUUCGCUCGCGUAAAUGAAAAUUGUGAAUAUUUGUGUAAUUCGGAAAAUCAAAAAAUCGAAAAAUUAUAGACAUCGGGGUAUUAAAUCAUUUAUAGAGUGUUUCGUUUAAUAAAUCUUUGUGCUACUACUACAUACGCGCUACAACACAAUAUUGCCGAAGGCUGAAAGUAGAAAAAAGUAACUCAUCAAUAAAAGGUAUUUCUUACCAAACACUCUGUGACAGUUACAUAUUCUACGAAAUUAGCCAGCGGCAUUUGUUUAUGAAGAUCAUUAGGUCCUGAACUAUAAACAAAACAGUUCUUGAAGACAUCAUUGCCAUUCACCUCUAAUAAUAAUUUGGGCGAACAAAGAACAGCUUUAAACAUGGUGGAUUAUUAUAAAGUUCUGGACAUAUCGCAAAGUGCGACGGAAAGUGAGGUGAAAAAAGCCUAUAAAAAAUUGGCGCUGAAGUGGCAUCCUGAUAAAAAUCCUAACAAUUUGGACGAAGCCAAUAAGCGAUUCCGAGAACUAUCUGAAGCUUAUGAAGUUUUGUCGGAUGCACGUAGGCGGAAAAUAUAUGAUGCACGUGCAACCCUCCACAAGGAAGGUUCAAACAGCAACUAUUCGAAGGCUCGUGGAUAUACGAGUGGCAGUGGAUACAGAUAUCGGACCCGGUCAGAUUCUAAACGCGACUACAAUUUCAACUAUAACGAUGACGACUACAACAGAUAUGAUAAUAAUUCUACGAAACAUGGAAACCGGUAUCAGUCUUUUACAUUUCGCAAUCUAUUUGAGUGGACGCCCUUCCAUAAAUUGUUUGAAAAAAAGCGUCGUGUUUACGACCAAUAUGGAAAAGAGGGUUUGCUUAGUGACCGCGGCAAUCAUCGAUCUUCCCGUCAUCAUCACUCGCACGACUUCGAAGACUUUGAUAUAAUGGGUUCUCCAUUCGUGUUUCGGCCACCAGAGGAAGUUUUCCGUGAAUUUUUUGGUGUAAAUUCACCAUUUGCGGAUUUGUUUAGAGAUGUACAUGGCUAUCCACAGUCGAACAGACAUAAUAACGGGCUAAGCAGUAGCGGACGUCAGCAUGUUGGCACGAAAUUGGCUUCGCCAUUGGGAGCGCCUAUGCUACAUUAUUCUAUGAUGGAUUUCAUGAUGCCUACAAAUGGAUUCACUUCAUUCAGCUCAAUGCCAAUUGGAAGAGGUAGUACAGGAAAUGGAGCAGUCAAACGCACUUCAACUUCAACGACAUUCGUAAACGGCAAAAAACUGAUGACUAAACGAGUCUAUGAAAAUGGAAAGGAGACUGUAUUUUCAUAUGAAAAUGAUGUCCUAAAAUCAAAGACUGUGAACGGAGUUGCGCAGAAGCUCUCUUCAAUUACAAACUAGGAAAAGUCAUAAACUUAACAAAAACAAAAGGAAGAAAAGAGGAAAAGUUAUCAAAACGAUGACCUCUGUAACACUCCUCUCUAAGCCUAGGAUUUCCCACUACCAUAGUUUAUUUAAUUUGGUUAUUAUUAUUUUUAUACGCAUACUUUAAAUAAUAUUAUAAAUUAAGUAGUGAUUAUUGCAGAGAAAUUGUUUAACUUUUCUCCACUGCAGUAUGCUUAUUUAACAUAAUCAGUAUAAAUGUGAGAGUGUGCGCUAUGUAAUAUUUUAUAAGGUUUUAUUUUGAAGGUUACUUUAUAAAAAUCUUGGUAGUCAAGGAAAUACAACUUUUUUAUAAAUCAAGAAAUUGCUAAAUGUUACUGAGUUUAAAAAAUAAAUUUUCGGUUUUACUUUAAUAAUGUUUCCAGUAAAUAGUUAAAAAUUAACUAGAAACAUACAAUGAAGCAAGCAGUACACAUGAUAACUAAAUCAUAAUACUUACAUAUAAAAUGUUUAACGGAAUUGUAAAAUGAUGGAAUUUCUAAUAUAUUCGAAUAAAACACCGGA
Molecule: messenger RNA, 2174 nt
Organism: Anastrepha obliqua
Lineage: Eukaryota; Metazoa; Arthropoda; Insecta; Diptera; Tephritidae
Gene: mrj
Product: dnaJ homolog subfamily B member 6
Exons: 7
Coding region: 627-1628 (333 amino acids)
Molecular function (GO): Hsp70 protein binding
Source: RefSeq, a predicted model, not a curated record